CGAUCCCCGCAAUGUUUUAUGCUACGUGAACACAGAAUAAGAAUCUAACUGUUCGCCAUGGUACCGUGCUGUGAGCAAAGGCAACAUAGAUGUGUGCGAGAUCUUUCAUAAUAAUGGGUUCUCAUGUGGUGUGUGGAAACAGGGCACUUUUUGGCCGGAAGUAGAAAUUACAACUUCAACCCAACAGUUGGGUAAAUCAUCGUCUCAGCCGUUUAUGGUUUUUGCAAUGAACACCACCGCAUAGAUCUUCACCCCUAAUAACAUCCCCCAUGCAGGGUUUUUCCUCAUUCACAUGAGGGUUGUGUGCCUGUGACGAAUUAUGCUUUUUGUGAAUGAAUGAAAAACAAGACAGGAGUGCGAGGGCACGUUUACCUAGAAUGAAGCCUCAUCAUCUGCCGUGCGAUCAUUUGCAUGAUUUAUUCUAUUUGGCACACAAGCAACUUGCGGGUUGUGCUUGCAUCAGCAAACAGGCCGGAUAUGAUCGAAUCGUCCACAUAUGUCGGAAGUUGAAGAUCCGGUCAGGAAGAGGCGAAUGAAUGUACACAUUGUAUGAAUUGUAAUUGGAGUCUGUCACAUGGGUCGCUUAGCUUCCUUUCAUGUCGCUAAGCUGCUUGUUUUUUUCGCAUGUGUCUCCUACAGCCAUUUUUUUCCUAUGAAGGCUAUGGACGCACUAGGAUUGAAGCGCACUAGGAUAGAAGCGCGGGAAUAUGUAGAAUGCAGAUGGAACAUUAUCCUUUCGGCAAAAGUGUCCACAUUGGAUCGCCACGUGGCCAUUUGGUGUGUUCCUAAAACAUAUGCAUCCGACGCCAUACAUUCCCGCCCGUCUUGCCGCACCACUCUCGCCAACAUAUCAAUAAACUAAUUUUAUGCUCUCGCAUGUUUCAUGAAUAGUGAGCAUUCAUGGCACGUUCAUGAACAUUCGUCCCUUACUCCGGACCGUCCCACUGCUACAUCCGUCCGUCUCACUAAUUUUUCAACAAACCCACACACACACCCUUGCAGCAUAUAUAUACCUAUAUAUGCUAUAUAUAUAUAGCCUAUAUAUAUAGUCCUAGAAAGAGAGGCAAAAUAAAGUCGAUCACAGUGCGGAAGACAGAGUAGGCAUGAUCGCUCUGGGGAUCGCUGUGAUUUUUCGUUGAUGAAGCUUCCCAAUGUAACGGAUUGGAGUCACCUUUUUCGAUACCUUACAUGAAAAUUCAUCUUAUGGAUCAGGUGAGGUGAACCGUGUGGUGGGGAAGUUUUAUUCACGAUCGAAGCGAGAUUUUUUUUGUCAUCGAUGAUCGAAGAAGGAGAAACGUGGCCAAACAUUAAUCUCUCGAAGGUGUUGGCAUCUCGCUCUUGCCUGAAUUUGUACUCUUCUUGGAGCAACUCUGCUGCUGCUAAACGUUCAAGCGGUUCAAGCGAUCGCGGCGAUCUUAGCUUACGUCCGUUGACGAUCGUGCACACAUACACAUGUUCAACGUCUUCGGCUACAUUCGUACCAUCUCGCUCGUGUUGCGUAUGAGCCAGAGUGAGAUGGAGCGAUGGAAAAGACGCGAAGAAAAAAAAACGGAAUCGCCUCUCCCUAUAAAAUACUCCAUUCAUUAUGGCUGCUUCAUUCAUAAAAACCUUCAAGCCACUAGAGGGGCUUUUUAUCGAAUCUCAUGCAUAUGUAUGUGUAUGCGGAGUGGUUUUGGGUGUAUGUGUAAAGGGGUUUAUGUAUGAUGUUGUAUUUGGAGUUGGUAUAUAUGCAUUAUACUGGGGCACCGCCUCUCCUCCCACUGCGCAUGCCGACCCCCUCUCAUAAGAAAAAUCCAUCUCCUCUUACGCACACAUGUGCAACCUACCACCACACGUAGGUAUCAAACUGUGUCGGGUAGUGCCGAAUAGAGCAUUUAUCAGUCGUUUGAGGAAUUUCUACUGAGACGGACCGCACUACCGCAGUGUUCCGUGAUUACUUUUCCUCACACUUAAUUUGUGGUGGCAAACUGCUUGGGCUCUGAAAAGGAAGCGUGGCAUAGUUGAAGGAACGUAAAUUACGUUUAACGUUUUUUUUAUUUUUUAUUUCUGGAAAAAGAAUAUUCAUCUUAAAACCCAAAACCCCUUGAACUGUGUUUGUGCUUUGAAAAAGAAGAAGAAAAAAAACGGAAAAUCUUCAAAAACAUUUUCCCUCGAAACUGUGACCUUUUUGGUGGUGAAAAUAAAGUUUAAAGAAAAAAAGAAAGAAGUGUAUUGGAAAGUGAAAAGAUCUUUUCGGUUAAUAAAACGGAAAGGCCGUAAAGUGAAAUAAGGAGCUGAUUUUUCUUUUGAGUUUUGAAGAAACUUGUGGAAGGAACGUUGUGAAGCAAAAGUUGCCCAAUUGCGACUUUGACCACCUUGUUGCAGUACAUUUCUCCCAACUAUUGGAGAUCACUGUAGUGCAUUUGGGAAGGUGAUGUGUGAGCAAGAUUCGUUGUGGUGAAGAUUGUGGAAAAAACGUCCACAGCUGUACUCCAAAACGAUCAUACCGAGACAGCGACUAACGACCUAGGAGGUGUACCUAAAGAAAAAUAAAAGUUAUUAGUUUUUCUUUUUUUUUUUUUUAAAUUUUCUCCUGAAGUGCAGCAACUACAGAAUUGUAGUUUGCAAAACCGAUUUUCGAAUAAAAGAGAGUAAAAAUCGAAUAAAUAAAAUUGUACGAAUAGUGUUUAACAAAACCGGUGGUGAAGAGAAAUUGUCUUAAUGUAGAAGUUUUUGAAGAAACAAGUAAAAAGAAAAGUUUUUUUCUCAUAAAAAAGGAAAAUUUAUAUAAAAGUUGUGUUUUUUCAUUAAAAAUUUGAAUGAAAAAGUGCUUGUAGUGUACCAUGCGGUAGAAAGAAAAUGGUGUGUUGCCACCCUAUGGCCAAACAUUGGAUUAUUAUUGGAUACAUUACUGCACUAUACUGCGCUGUGGAUUACCAGUUAUUGCACCUAAUUGCUUUUCAACACAAAUAAGGCGAUUACGAGAAAAAAGGAUGACGGAUCUUGGAGGACCCCGGCUGAUGCUCAGAGGUCGUUAGUUUUAGCUACAUGGAUCGCAAAAAUGGCGGCGAUCCUCUGGCGCCUCCACGGCCCCCGAAGUCAAUACCCCGAGUCCAUCGCCCCAGGGCCCCUGAGCCGCCGAUGAUGAGCGCUCCCCUGAUAGGAAGCGCUCAACACCCAGCUGCAGCACCGCUGCCACCGCGCCAGACAGCGGCGGCGACUGUACCGCCACCGCCACUGCGACCACAGCCGGCGCCAGCAGCCGCCCCAACGACAGCCCCUCUGGCGCCACUCCAGUCAAGUAUUACGUUCUCGAGGCGACGACCACCUGCCACGGCGGCACCGUCGCCGGGCGGCGGGACAACAUUCCCGCUCAGCGCCCACCUCAUCGGUGGCGGCACUGAACCGCCACCGUCUGUUUCGCUGACGGUGCCGCGGCCAGAGAACGAACGUCUCGCCAAUGAGUACGUGGACACGCCGUUUCGCGGCACUGGGCCACCCGUGGCCCAUGUCACACCAGUCACCCGCCAACAUACCACACCUGCAGCGACUGAGUCACCCCUGCUGGCCGCACAGAGGCAUCCAAAUGCCACAGCGGCGGCACAUUCGCCGGGUGCUAAAUUGUCACCGGUUUUCCUACCCGCGAAUGCAGCCACGCGGACGGCCACACAGCGACCGUCCGUCAUCACCAAACAGCCUGUCUCCUUCACGAAGGAACUCCCCUCGGCGGCACUCCACGAAGAUGUGGACAUUCACCCAUCAAACGGGGACUCCCUCAACUCAAUCACGUGCCCACAGUGCAACCGAUGUCGCUGCGAAGAGUGCCAGCGGCCGCGGCAACUGCCGUCGCGGUGGGUGUGCGACAAGACGUGCCUCUGCAGUGCUGAAACAGUCAUCGACUACGCGUCCUGCCUGUGCUGCGUCAAGGCGCUCUACUACCACUGCUCCAAGGAUCACGAGAUGGACAAUGGCGAGGGUGACAGUAUAUCCUGUGCCGAUGACCCGUGCUCGUGCCUCCCACAUCGGCGACCAACGCGAUGGGGUUGCCUAGCGGCCCUCUCGCUCGUACUACCCUGCCUAUGGUGCUACUGGCCGAUGCGGGGGUGUGUGGCGGCGUGUGCAAAGUGCUAUGCACGGCAUGCACGUCACGGGUGUCGCUGUCCCCGUGGAAAGACCCAUUCCAGCGCCAUCAGCUCACUCGUGAGCCUCGUCGGGACGACGGGUAGUGGUGGCCGCGGAGAACCCACGGGUGGCAUUAAUCCCGGAACAGGAGGUGUGAGUGGGAAUAGUGUCAGUAGUGUUAUGGGCAAUGUUAGUAGGACUUUUAGUGCGUCACGAAAUAAUUGCGAUCUGACGCCGGAGAAGCGAUUGCUGGACUCUAGCCCUGAGUACUGAACGAAAUCAACAAUGAAAAAAAAACAACUAAAAGCAAAAGGAUGGGCAGUGUGUUGAGAACAGCUCUCGAAAUGUGUCAAGGAGUGGUGUCUCAAUGGUUCGACUUUGGAGUGUAGAGAAAUGCAGUGCAGUGCGGCAGGACAUUAAGCAGCAGCAAAUCGUAAAUAUUAAAAUUUCUUUUAAUUUUUCAAUAAAAAAAAAAAUAGAAAGAAAAAUUGCAACAGAUAUCCCUUUGAAUCUGGCAACCCUUAUUUCCACCCCAAAGAAAAUAAUCUUUGGUUAUGGGUGAAAUUCCUUAGUCAGACAGACUUAAGAUUUCUUGAAAUUGUCUUAAGUUUUCUUUAAGAAAAAAAAACCUUAAAGUUUCUCAAGUUAUCUUAAUGAUCCUUGGAUUAAGUUUAAAGUUAAAUCUUAACACUGUCUGACUAUCGUGAAUUUCACCCAUUUUCACGAGGGUCAAGGGAUGCAUGAAGAUCACGAAAUUCUACGCGUGUACCUUCAAUCAUGAUUAUUUGUUGGUAAAAAUUAAAAUAAAAAAAAGAAAAGAAAAUCGUUGUCACUGCUGCCGUUUGGUGGCGAGUAGAAAAAAUUAAAAAAACAAAAAAUAAAUUAAAAAGUCGACAUCAUUUCUCAACAUUCAUCCAACCAAAUCGGCAUCACUGAUGACAUAACAUUUAGUAACCAAAGACUGCAAAAGUUUGAUUGUAAUAAAUUCUUUUUCUUAGAAAUUUAUAUUUACUACAAUUUAAAUUUAAAAAAAAAAGAAGCAUAACUUUUAGUGAAUGCAAAAAAAAGCGAAUGAGAGGUUUUUUUUAAGUGAUUGUGAGGAUUUGAAAAGGGACAUCGCUAUUUCGGAAUUUUGAUUUAAUUUCCAUUUUUUUUUGUGUCAAAUUAAAUUGUGGAAAGUUAACUUGUUAGCUAUAAAGGGAUAGGCAUGAAGUCAAAAAAAAAUUAUGAAAACUUGUAGAAUAAAAAAGAAACUAAUUUUCAAUUUAAUUUCCUUUGCAUUUACAUUCAAUGGCUAAAUGUUAGUUAAAAUAAACAAUUUGGAAAUAAAAACAAUUAUUCUUUUAAUGAAAAUGCAAUUAAACAUUAUUUUUUCAAAGUCUGAAUUGAGAAAGAAUUAGAAAUUUUUUUUCAAAGUUUGACCCAAAAACUUCCUGCAAUGUCUCCAAAAUUUUGGACUAUCCCUUAUUAUAAAAAAAAAUCUGAAGGAAUAAAACAAAUCAUAAAAUUCAAAUUCUAUUUUUCAUGAAAAGAAACUUUUCACCCUCUUGAGAUGUUUAUUAUAAAAUUUAAAUAAAGAAUUUAAAUGGAAAGUCUUUUCAGAAUAUUUUCUUUUAUUUGGGAACUUAAUUAACCCUUUAAUUUCUCAAUGGAAAAGCAUCAUUUCUCAGCUUGAAGCGUACUUUGGCGUAUUUUUAACACAAAAUUGUAUAAUUUUCAAAUGCAAAAGUUUAUUAUUUCUCUCGACUCAAACGUCUAACACUGCAUUCCCCAUUCUGUGUGUCUAUUUCAGCCACACGAUCUGUUUUGGGUUCUUCUCCUUUUUUUUCCACCAUCAUCCAAAACUAUCUCUCUCUCCAAAUGCUAUUCACAUCAGUUUUCUUGUGAAUAGAAGCUGAAGAAGAAGAAGGCAAACAACAACCAGAUGGUUGUCCGAUUUGAAUCUUUCUCAGAAAUUCUCGUUUGAUUUUUUUUAUUCGUCAUUUUUCUUAUGUCGUAUGUGUUUCGUUUUUUUUUCUCCUCCAUCCACUUCUAUUUUACAAAAUCCACCCAUGCACGAGAGAGAGAGAGCACAAGAGGAAGAAAUCACAGAAGAAAUUUUUUAUUUCACAUUUUUUUCAACGUUCGCUUUCGUCUCUCUAUUCCUUUCAGUGUUGCGAUCAGGCAUAAGAAAUUUGUUUUAAUAUCAAUGGAUUUUUUUUUACCCCAAGAGGUACCUAAAAAUCGGUUACCACCUGUUUGGUUUUUUUUUCAUUAAAGCCAAAAGGUGGGUGAAGUUAAAUGGUGGAAUAAAAGAAGGUUUAAAUUGGCAGAGAUAGAUUUGGGAUUUUCUGCUGAAUGGGAUUAGCUUUUGCAAUUGAUUUUAUUCUUAAAUUAUGCAGUGAAAGGUUUGAAAAUUGAUUUAAUUUAUUUUACAGUUAAAAUUCUUUUUAUGAAUUUAACCCUUUCGCGUUCACGUGAAACAUAGAAACAUUUUUAUCACGAUAUUUCUCUAUUUCAUGCAUUUCUAACUUGAAACACGAAUUAAGUUUAUAAAAAAUAGGAAAAUAAAUUGUUUAACGUUUAGGUCUACAUUGACCCAAAGAAUGUUAAAGGGUUAACAUUAACCGUCAAAACCUGUCAUUCAAACCCUUUUGUGGGUUUGUCAGAAACCAUCGUACCUGUUUGAAAUUUAAUUUUGACAGCAAUAGGGGUUGAACGGUAACCCCUUAAUUGUCAUUCUGAAUGAAAUCAAAUAAAUUAUUUCUUUUAUCAAUGAGCCAUUUAAUGUAAAUAAAUCAAACUAAAUGAAAUUUAUUAUUUCAAUUUUUUCAUUACAAUGCCUGUGUACGCACGUUGGUGUUCCUUCACUCGUACACCCGAGUUGUGGUGUGUUAUCAUGUUUUUUUUUGUGCCCCGCUCCGAACCAAAUAGGUUAUCACAACAUUAAAUUAACGAAAUAAAUAAAUAUGUAUACAUGGGGUGUAUUUUAAAGCACGAUGGCUUUUAAUAGAAACACACAAUUUAAAUAAAUACAUAAAAUACGUUUGAGUUUACAAUGCGCCAAAUGCGUAAACUUCUUGCACGGAAUGCUUCUAAAUUCCAUGAGAUUUUUCCACGCUUUUCUUCCUUUUCUUAUUAGAAUUAUAAUACAAUAAACAUUUUAUUCGUUGAGAGAGAAAAAAAAUGGUUUUUUGGUUUUAUUUCGAUUGAGAGAAAAUUAAUCAAAAUUCUGGAAAUAGCGAAAAAAUUUGGGAUAGGAAAUGCAGAAAAUGGUGUAGCAGUGGGGUAGUACAGAAUUUUCUUUAUUAAGGAAUUUUGAAUAAAAAAAUAUCUAAAGGAUCUAACGUUCAAAGGUAAAAUAUCCGAGUUGAAAAGAAAAUUAUGUCAAUGCUUCAUUUGACAAUUUUUGACGUUUGAAAUGACAUUUAGGUAACAGAAAUUUUGAAAGAACCUUUUUUUUUGACAUUUAUUCCGUUAAAAAAGAAAACUCUGUACAACCCACAGUUACACUUCAAAAAAAAAAAAGAAACGAGACGGUCUAAAAGAAAUCGAAGCGUAUGUUGAGAAGAAAAUAGAAAUAGUGGAUGAAAACUAAGUCUUAAAGUAAAAAAAAACUACAUUUACUAUUUUAUACGAAAAGAAAAGAUUACAAAAAAAAUGUGAAAAAGGUGAGAGAAAUAAAAAAAAAAUAAUCGCUGGCAGAAGAGGUUCUAAGAGAUGAUUUUAUAAAUAACGCAUAAACUAAAAUAUUCUUUAUAAAAUAUUUAUUUUUAAUGAACUACUAAUUUAAUUAAUGACCUUUACUUGUAUAUUGGAUUUAUAUAUAUUUUGUAUAAAGUUUUUUUUUCACACAAAACGAAAAAAACAUUUCACUAAAUGAGAUAAAAAAAGCACAAACACAAAUAUUUAACUUAUUGUAAAAAAAAUAAAUAAAAUGCAAAAGAGGAAAAUUUGUAAUAGAUGAGAAAAGAAUUCUGUGGAGGUAGAUUUUUCCAAUUUCUAUUUCGGAAAUGUUCUUUCAAUUUUGAAGAAGAAAAAAAAAGAAGUAAAAAGAAAGUUAGUAAUAUGAAAGAAAUUUAUAUACUUUUUAUGUUUUUUUUAUCAGAUGAAAAAAUACAAUUUUUCUUUAGAAAAACAAAUUAAGCACGUUCUUUAGGCAUGAACCAAUUGUAGAAAUUUUGUUUUAUUAAAAGUUCAAUAAUAAAAAAAAGAGAAAAACGAAAUGAAAUUUUUUUUAUUCAUUUCAAUUUGGAGUUGAAUGUGAAGAAAUGUGGGAAAUACGAGAGAAAGAGAGCGAGAGAGAAAAAUAGAAUUUAAUUUCCAGUAUUAUCUAGUCGAACAUUAUUAAUUGAGACUACAGUAAAGGGUAUAAAUGAGAAAAGAAUUGUUUUUAUCAUUCAUUUAAAAUGAUAAUGUUUAAGGAGAAUAACAAAAGAAGAAAGAGCAGGAGACGUUGAGGCGUUCAAUAGGAAUUCAAAUUGGUUUUUGAGCGUUGGUAUAAGUGAGGGUAAUUGUUUUUUUUUAAUAUAAAAAAAAUUCUUUUAAACUUUUUUUUCCAGAAUCUUCAAUCUUUUAUUUUUUUAAAACCUUUUAUAUCAAGAAAAAAAUUAUAUUAAAUGAAAGAAAAAUUUUUUCUGUGAAGAUUGAGAUAUUUUUGGUGAAGUUUAGUGUUUGAGGUUCUGUCAAAAUAUUGACAGCACCACCCUGACACAUGACUGUUUUAUGACAGUUCAAAUUCUUUCCUGUCACUGUCAAACACUGCUAAGCACAGAAUUACUCAAUCUUUCACCCAACAAAUGAGAGCACUAAAAAAUAUUUCAUAACUGAUAUUAUAAAGAAGAAAAAAUAUGAUAGUUCAAUGCUAUUUAAAAGUGAAAUUUAUGUGUUAAAAAACAUUGCAAAAUUGAAUAAUUGUUAACCGAAAAAAAAAUCAUUUCCCCAAUUAUGCCAUUAAGUGUUAUGACACAGAGCAAGAAACAAAGUGUAUCACGAAAAAUUAAUAACCAUACAGCAAUUACCUGUUCAUUAUUAUUACCUCUCGUAAAAAUAAUUGCAACAAAAUAUAGGUGAAAAAAACACUAAACUAUUACACUUCAUAGUAGUAAUUUUUUGUAUAAAAAAAAAUAGAGAAAAAACACCUCUUAGCAACAGGAGAAAAAAAAUGUAAAAUCAUAAAUCAACCUAAGCCGGAAUUUAUUGAGAAAUAUUAAAUGUGAAACAGAAAUUUUACAGUGUCAAAUUGCUUAAAAAGAAAAAGAAAUAAAGAAUAGAAUCAUUAAAUUUAGAGCCGUUUUUGUUGACUUUCAUAACUUCGUAAACACAAAAAAGCAGAAUUACAAAGUCUUUUAAUUGAUUCACAAAUCUCAGCGUCGUUUGUAUUCAAAGAUGGCGCUGGAUGGUGAAUCUAACCUCACUUUUAGUUUAUUUUUCAAACAAAAUGACAUUGACAGCUAAAAAAGAAGAAAAAGAAGAAAAAGCAAACCCACGAUGGGAUGUUGAUGUAAAAACCAAGUCAAUACAUUUUACUUAUAUAAAUAAUUUUCACUAUAAAUAAUAAAUUUUGUAACAAGGCGAAUAGCAAAAAAGAUAAAAAAAGAAACUUUACAAAAAAUGAUGUGGAAGAAAACAUUGUCACUGUACCUACAUUUGUAAAUUUUAAUGUUAUUAAAGUAAUUACCUUCUGAAUAUGAUAGGGAUGAAAGAUUCAAAAAGCAACAACAAAAUCAGAGAAAUAAAAUAAUGAAUGAAAUGCAAAUAAAAUUCACCAUGGAACGGUGCAACAGUUUGGAAAGAAUUUUCAAGAAAAAAAGAAUAAAAAAAAACAAUAACUAAAAGGCAAAAAUGUAAUAAAAAAAAAGAAAUUGAAUGAGUUGUCAAAUAUUUUUUCCAUGAGAAGAAAAUUUGUCGAAAUGGCGGAAUAUACAAAAACAAAUGAUUUUAAAAAAUCCUCUGUAAAUGUUUGUACAUAUUAAAAAUUAUAAUUAUCUAAUGUUAAUAACAAGCGACCAACUUAAAAAUUAAAACAAAUGCUUUUUUAUUA
This is a messenger RNA of Lutzomyia longipalpis, 10123 nucleotides long. RefSeq names its product protein sprouty (gene sty). The record is from RefSeq and is a predicted model, not a curated record. The transcript has 2 exons. Gene Ontology annotation, cellular component: membrane; cytosol. The coding region runs from base 3028 to 4374 and encodes 448 amino acids. Gene Ontology annotation, biological process: animal organ development; negative regulation of Ras protein signal transduction; multicellular organism development. NCBI's taxonomy places the organism in Eukaryota, Metazoa, Arthropoda, Insecta, Diptera, Psychodidae.